Messenger RNA from Drosophila bipectinata, 845 nucleotides. It is a transcript of the gene 140up, whose product is annotated as RPII140-upstream gene protein. Lineage: Eukaryota; Metazoa; Arthropoda; Insecta; Diptera; Drosophilidae. The record is from RefSeq and is a predicted model, not a curated record. Gene Ontology annotation, cellular component: mitochondrion.
AAACAGCUGAUUGUGUGUUUUCAUUUUUUGUUAUUUAACUGAACACCAAAAUGAGUUUUUUUCGGAAAGGACACCGGAUCCUGAUAGCAGGAAUCAUUCCAAAUAUUGCACCCGGGGGUGACGAUAUCGUUGGUAAAGAUACCAAGACAUACAAAUCAUUCUUGGAAGGCAAGAAACCGGAAGAAACUGGAUUGGAACGACUGAAGCAUAUGUUUACCAUUGAUGAAUUUGGAAGCAUAUCAUCCGAGCUGAACUCAAUCUACCAGGCCGGAUUUUUGGGUUUUCUUAUUGGAGCAAUUUACGGCGGUGUUACACAAUCCCGCGCGGGCUACAUGAAUUUCAUGGAAAACAACCAGGCUACAGCGUUUAAAUCGCAUUUCGACGCUAAGAAAAAACUGCAGGAUCAGUUCACUGUAAACUUCGCCAAGGGCGGUUUCAAAUGGGGAUGGCGAGUGGGCCUCUUCACCACCUCCUAUUUUGGCAUCAUAACUUGUAUUUCGGUGUAUCGCGGCAAGUCCUCUAUUUACGAGUACUUGGCUGCCGGCUCCCUGACCGGAUCUCUCUACAAAGUAAACCUAGGCCUGCGAGGUAUGGCUGCUGGCGGGAUCAUCGGCGGAUUCUUGGGGGGAGUGGCUGGGGCUGCGUCUCUUCUGCUUAUGAAAGCGUCUGGAACGUCAAUGGAGGAGGUUCGUUACUGGCAGUACAAGUGGCGACUGGAUCGCGACGAUAAUAUCCAGCAGGCAGUCAGAAAACUCACAGAGGAAGAUAAUCCAGAGCUAUUCAAAGCACACGACACGAAGGUUUCGGAAAAUGUCUCUCUGGAAUCGGUCAAAUAAUUGUUAACA